Topomyia yanbarensis is the source of this 2862-nucleotide messenger RNA. Its product is annotated as SH3 domain-containing protein 19. NCBI's taxonomy places the organism in Eukaryota, Metazoa, Arthropoda, Insecta, Diptera, Culicidae. The transcript has 4 exons. Bases 291 to 2033 code for a protein of 580 amino acids. Gene Ontology annotation, biological process: protein transport to vacuole involved in ubiquitin-dependent protein catabolic process via the multivesicular body sorting pathway. The record is from RefSeq and is a predicted model, not a curated record. Gene Ontology annotation, molecular function: protein binding. Gene Ontology annotation, cellular component: ESCRT-0 complex.
UCGGGAAAUAUCACAGUCAAUAAUGAAGGAACAGUAUCAAGAGCACCAGAAGACGAUCUAGUCGACGAAUCGCAGAAGAGAUUUGUUUAUCGUGUCACGUGUUGUGAGUUUUACACCAGACGUUACCUGCAGUCAUUAGCACCUUCGCGGCAGCUCAUCGGUGAUUUCUUUCAAUUUGCGAGAAAAAAAUAGUGUAUUUCUAUCGAACAAUAAUUACACCCUCGGCUUCCGUGUUGAAGUGUUCCUAUCAACUUGACCGACGGAUCUAGCAGCGAAGGCAAUCUGGCAAAAUGUGUGAUAUUUUAUCGGCUAUGUCGUAUGGACGGUAUCCGCACCAGCAACGGCCAAAUAAGAGAAUUAAAAUAAACAUGACGAUUCCGUCGAGACCAGCGCCACCGCCACCGCAGGUAUCGUCCAAUAAGAUCAAUCGUUACAGUCCAGCCACUAGCUGGGAUGAUAUGCCUUUCAAUCCGCAGCGUGGUGGAGUGCCAAUGGCAAACAGGCAGCCACCGCUUUCCGGAGCUCAACCAAACCAAAAAGCAAAGAAAGCUCCGCCUCCAAGACCACCGCCACCGAAAGUGGUACCAGCCCUCAAGAAACCCGGUCAGCCACAGUCCAUCAACAUUUUGUCAAAUCUAUUCGGACAAAAGCGAAACCACAGCGGGCCGAAGCCACCGAUAGCACCGAAAUGUCAAAUACCAGUGAAGCUACCGCCUCCACCAAAAUUACCGCCACCCUUGGGUCAACACGCGCCCAACUAUGGAUCAGUUGCGUCCACACCGAGUAGCGGCCAUGGUUCCACAUACGGAACUGACCUCCAACUAAUAAGUUUCGAUUCACCUCCCAGUUCUCCAACUUUCACUCAAAAGUCGUGCAGUGAUUGUAUCAGUGUGGACAGUUUCAGUUCAGAUUCGAACUAUUCCUCUCCUAACAAUGGAAGCAUGUCGCAAACUGAGAGUGGUUUCGAGGACGAUUUUGUGAAUCAGAACGAAAACCAGCGGUCCAAGACAACAACACCUGCAUCGAUGGCUGCGACAAAAGAUCCAUGGGAUCUUUCGGAUCCCUUCGGGAUGCCACCGCCAGUAACUCGAGCAACCUCAUCCAAUCACAACAUCUACGCACCUCUAAGCUCCGCCACCAUUCGAGCUCCAGCGGUGAAUAGCAAACUGUACGAAUCCGAAUUUGUCGACCCACUGUGCAACGGAAAAACAGUCUUAUCCAAAGUACAAACCGUUGCGAUGCCAACAAUCAUCAAAAAUUCAGCUGUAGGCAGUAGUAGCAGCCAAAAGUUUAGCCCUGCGUUGAAACCGAAACCAACGGUAGCCCCAGUGCAACCGGUAUGGGCCAUCAUUAAACCACCCGUUCCGUUGCCAACGGUGGCCUCUGCCUUCCAACAACAAAAUAGUACCAGUUUUGACGAUGGGGAAGAAUCGUUGGAUUCGCUACCUUCGCUUCCAAUGCCAAACAUUCCACCUCCACCACCACCACCGUGCGUGGAAGUAGCUGAUGCCGAAGAGGUUACGUGUACGGCGAACGUUGGCCGCCAGGAACCGUACGGUAUAGCAAUGUACGACUUCAAUGGGGAAACCGACGAGGAUCUCAAUUUUAGGACCAACGAUAAAAUCUAUCUGCUGAAGCGACUGAACGAGGAGUGGCUGCUUGGCCGGAAUCGGAAAGGUUGUGAAGGGAUGUUUCCAGCCAACUACAUCGAGGUGCGGGUACCCUUGCCCGGAGAGCGUUUGGCCGUCAGCCCCAGCGGCAGCAGCAGCAGCGCGGCCACCAACCAUGGUGAUAUUAGUCCGAUUAGUGCAACCAAUAGCUUUAAACAUCCGCAGGUGCGGGUAUUGUACACGUUCAGCGCAGAAAUGCCGGAAGACCUUACUAUUAUUGAGAAUGAAUACGUGACGGUUAUGUAUCAGCUAAACCAGGAGUGGCUGUAUGGCGAAAGGCACGGCCAGCGAGGUCAGUUUCCGGCCAAUUUUGUUGAGUACGUUCCACCGAACCUACCACCGAUGCCGGCCAGCGGAACAUAAACUCAUCACUAUAUCAGCCUGUGUUACGAAUCACUUUACGCUUGUGGUAGCACCAAUUUGUGAUUGGAAAUUGAAUUUUAGUGCCCGCCCUCGCCACGCUCAGGCCGGUCUGUGAAGGAAUAGAUGAGCGAGGUGUCUAGAUUAUUGAUAUGGUACGCUAUUUUAUCGUCAUAGGUGUAAAUGCGGUUUAUAUAAUCCGGAUAGUGUCGUGGCAAUAUAAAUCUAUCACUUGAGAGCUUUUUAUAGAAUUUUACACGCUAAAGCACUGAACACAGAAACAAACGGAAACUAGACAAAAGCCAUUUACUGAUGAUAGAAGCAAAUCCUUUAGUUGUAAGCAUUUUUGAAAAACAGUCUGUAUAUAUUUUGUGACGUCAUUGGCAUAUUUUGUGCACUUUGUACGGAUUGAGAACAAGCUGUUUAAAAAUUAUGUGGGACUUGUCGUGUUGUAUAAUGAAUUCGUUGUAAGGGGAUGUUUUUUGAUACAUUGUUGGAGUAUGAAUGAAUUUAGUCGGAAUAGAGAAAAUCGCUUUGAAAAAGCUAUCAAUUUGUUUGAUAUGGUAUAGCGAGGAUGAAAUUUCCAGCAUACAAAUGUCGAAUGACUACGUGAUCAUCGGAUAACAGAUAAGAUUAAUCGUAUAGAUCUGAAUCUAGCGAUUUAACUAUUUUGCUACUACUAAAAGAAAUUUAUAAUAUAUCUUGUCUAAACUAUUUUGUAAUAGAUGUAAGUCUAACUGUAACUUAUUAAAAGCAUAAGAUUGACUACGCUGAUCAUCAUGAUGUUUUGUAGGAUUUCUUCUAAUCUUACUCAAUAAAAGUGUGCAUCUUA